UUAUAUUUUAUGUUAUCUUACAAGUUGUUUCAAUUCAAUCGAAUUAUUUUUUCAAUUAGACUCCAGUCUGAUCUUCCGAAUAGGAAUGCAGCUUUGGCAUCAAAUCCACAAUCUUUUCGUAAUUUAGGCAGACAGGAUCAGCAGUCAAUUGAUCGUCGACAAGUAUUGCAGCAGAGACCACCAAUUUAUCUGAAUGCAAAUAAACAACCGUAUGAAGCCCGACAGUCAAAGCCACCGACUUUAUCGUUUUGGAAUAUUGACAAACGCCAACAAUUGGAAGUUCAACAAAUUCAGCCACAAUCUAGCAACAAAUCUACUAUUUAUUUAGAUGACCGAAUGUUGGAGUUGACAAUAGGCAAUAGAUUUGAAGAACCAUUAUUGAAUAUUGAUGAAUAUAAUUUGAAGCCCUCAAUUAGUGACGAUCCUCAUGAAAAAUCUGUAUUUCAAAAAAGGCUUGGAUUUAUUCAUAUGCCAAUUAAACAAGCUCGUUUACUUAUUCAACGUAUUUACAAAUUAUCAGAAAUAAAAUUUCAGAUAGACAAAUCUUUAACAUUACUUUCAAUGGAUCGUUGGACAGAAACUCCAUUAGAGAAUGGAUUAUUACAACAAUUAUAUACAUAUAAAAUACCUGGAAUGCUCUUUGGAGAUUUUCAGCAAACGUUUUAUUUGAGUGUUUUACAGUUUAAGGCUCUUCGCCAUUCAGAAGAUGAAACAUCACUCAACAAAAAUUCAAAAGAAUCAAUCACUUUCGAGCAAGAAUUAACUAAAAAACCAUUCAUUUAUAUUUCACAACAUUCUCUUAAACCAAAUAUUUACCAUCUUUGGGAUCAAGGUGUUUUUGUAAUUGAAGUGCCAAUUAAGAAAAUUUUUGAAUUGGCUUGUAAGAUUGAUGCACUUUUGUCGGGUUCAAAUGAGGUUUUAAAGCAUGAAAAGGCUGAACAAGCAAAAGAGAAAUUAGUUCCUCCAAAACCCCGCUUUAAUUUAAACAAAGAAAAUCCAAUCUCUUAUUUUGCUACGCCACUUGAUACACCCCGUGUGGUUAAGGAAAUCAUUCAUCGCCCUUCAACUGUUGAUCAAAGGCUUGAUAGGCCAAAAAUGGAAAAAGAAUUGGAUAAAACACCAAAAAUAUUUUAUCAAAAAAUUAACCGUCCUAUCCCGGUAUUUUUUAAAGUAUUCAGAAUUUAUUUCCUUUAAAGCAACAAACUCCUGAACGAAGUUAUACCCGUCCAAACCAA
Messenger RNA from Meloidogyne enterolobii, 1235 nucleotides. The record is from the annotation of a GenBank genome assembly. NCBI's taxonomy places the organism in Eukaryota, Metazoa, Nematoda, Chromadorea, Rhabditida, Meloidogynidae.